Amphimedon queenslandica is the source of this 387-nucleotide messenger RNA. RefSeq names its product putative ankyrin repeat protein RF_0381. The transcript has a single exon. The record is from RefSeq and is a predicted model, not a curated record. Gene Ontology annotation, molecular function: protein binding. The coding region runs from base 1 to 387 and encodes 128 amino acids. Lineage: Eukaryota; Metazoa; Porifera; Demospongiae; Haplosclerida; Niphatidae.
AUGGAAUUGAUAACUACCUAUCAGUUAGAUCCUCAUCAAGCUGACAGUAAUGGCAAGCUACCAAUUCAUUAUGCUGCUGAAUCUGGGGAUAUAUUACUACUGGAAUCAUAUAUGAAGGAUUAUAAGUGUAGUUUGAUCCUAACAGAUAAAAGUCGUUGGAAUAUAUUUCAUUAUUCAUCAUUUGAAGGUCAUACUCAUUUUAUUAAGCAUAUCACCAGUCAGUAUCCUGAAUACAUUGGUUUACUACAAUCUAUUAACAGAAAGGGACAAGUACCAUUGCAUUAUGCUCGUAAGAGUGGUAAUAUUCAAUUGGUGACGUUUCUAAAAGAUGCCAUAAAGAGUGAUGCUAAAGAGAAAGCAAGUGAUAAUUCUAUUAUUUUGUCGUGA